Messenger RNA from Aquila chrysaetos chrysaetos, 1318 nucleotides. RefSeq lists its product as uncharacterized. Lineage: Eukaryota; Metazoa; Chordata; Aves; Accipitriformes; Accipitridae. The transcript is spliced from 2 exons. The coding region runs from base 103 to 795 and encodes 230 amino acids. The record is from RefSeq and is a predicted model, not a curated record.
GCCGCUCCUACCCCGCAGCCUUUUUGGGGCCGGGGACUUCCAACCGGGGGGGUGCUGGCGUACUCCCGCUUGUCAUGCCGGGGCUGGACGAACCUCGGCAGCAUGCGCCUGCGCUGCCUGCCUGCCUGCCUGCCUUCCUCCUCCUCCUCCUCCUCCUCCUCCUCCCGGCCCCUCCUCCCGGCUUUAGCGGUGCCGGCUGCCGGGAGCGGGCGGCCGGCGGGGCCGCUGCCGUCCGUGUCCCCCCCCCCCCCCCCCCGGGGUUAUGCCUCCCGGCCGGGGCAGGGAGGAGGUCUCCGGCAGGAGCAGGGGGCGGUGAUACCCCCCUACACCCCCCUUACAUCCCCCCCCCCCCAGCCCUCCCGCCCCCGGGUGCGGCGUGGGGAAGGGGUGCGCGGCCGCUCCGCGGCGGAGGAUGAGGAGGAUGAGGAUGCUGAGGAUGCGGCGGGCCGGAGCGGAGCGGGGGUACCCGGGGAGAGCCUGGCUGUACUGCUGGCUGCUGGGCUGGCAGGCGGCCGCCCUGCAGCUGCCUCCCUGCGAAGAGGGAAGACAGACGAGUGUCAUCACGUGCAUGGUCUUGGAAGAGCCUUCAGCAGUCAGCAUGGACAUCACCUGCGGCUCUUGGCUGAAGCGGGAUGUGGAAACUCCUCGCAAAUGUGGCACAUGGAGUCAAUGUGUCAUUGUUCCCUCUGCAAGGCUGCUUGUUUGCUUUGUGCUGUGCCUGUUGAAUACCAAAUAACAAAACGUGAGGAUUUAGUGAGUUUUCUCCUUUAUAGUUUCGUAGGUAGAAAUUUAUGAUAGUGGGGAAGGGAAAAUACUAUCAAAUCAAAAGUGUGAGGCACUACACCUCUUUUUACCUUUUUUUAUUGAUAUAAAAGGGUGGAUAAGGGAUAGAUUCCCAGCAGUUAACAAAGCAAGUACUUAAGCUGCGGAUAGGAUGCUUAAAUAUUGAUAGUUAAAAAGCUGUAGCCCAUUAAUUCUCCUUUUGAUGGGCCUGCACGGGAUCGUGAAUAUUGGCAUUAAACCUGACAUUUUUUACUUAAGCCUAACAUCUCUGUUAAUGCUUGAUCUUUCAAGCUAGUUGGCUUUAAUAUCACAGGUGUAAGCCCUGAGAGCCUACUUCAGCAAGGCGUUUAAGGGAUUGGUCUUUCUGGGUUGAGGUGAAGAUGUGCCCAGUAGUACGGUGACCCGGUUUUCCAUCACAAACUUGCACAUGCAGUGACCUGAAAACCUCUUGUCACAAACAAGAACAAGUGAAAAAAAUGUUAUUUUUGAAUACUUUUAUUGAGUAUUGAAAUAGGGCUUCCUGCUUUGCAAGAGA